This is a messenger RNA of Adineta steineri, 1614 nucleotides long. The record is from the annotation of a GenBank genome assembly. NCBI's taxonomy places the organism in Eukaryota, Metazoa, Rotifera, Eurotatoria, Adinetida, Adinetidae.
AUGGUGCACAUCAGUAAGAAAUCAAGUAGUUGUUCAUUCAUAAUAAUUAUCGUAUUUGGUAUAUUAUUUUCUUUGAUUGGCUUAUAUUACAUAGUUUCUCCUAAAGCAAAUUAUGAAAUUCUAUCUCACUUGACAUUAGGAAACCUUCUGAAUGUAAAUCCAGUUGAAUCCACUUCUUCAAACGUAGACGAUAUACUAGCGGCUAAACCAACAAUUAGACACCGAUCCAGUUUAACAUUAAAUAAUAUUCUUGACGCGAAGCAUCCUGAACUUAUUUCACCAAAUGGUAGAUUUAUUCUUCGACUAGAAUCAUCGGGUAAUCUUCGUUAUUUAGAAGUUUUGGAUUUACAAACAAAGAUCGAUUCUAUAACUAAUAACGUAUUAUCAAAAACAUAUCUUUUCGAAAAAACACUUUUUUUUACAUCAACUGGUGAUUCUUGGCCUGGUGAACAUAUCGUCAAUUUAACAGCAAACGGAGUUCUUCAAGUACGUGCUAAGCCUACAUUUAUGACAGAAUGGAAAACGACAUGGACGUCUAGUUUAUCAGCACAAUGCAAAAAAUCGAGCAUAGCCAGUAAUAUUCCAAUAUUGGUUAUUCAAAAUUCUGGAUUGUUAGCAAUCUAUGCUCAUAAAAACAGUUCCGAAAAGUUAUGCACAUUACAUCCUGAAGUUAUUUACCAAACAAAUAAUAUGUCGACAAAGAUUACCACAAGUAGUAAAGGAAAAAGUCCUCGUUUAGCAAUUGUUAUUGCCGGUCUUUUUCGAACAAAUACAAUAGCAUGUGUUUCACAUGUUGAAAAAAUUAUCAAGAAAUGGCAGCAAAAACAUGGUAAUUUAGUUGAUGUUUUUAUUUUAACAUAUGUACAAGAUGCUCAUCUUCCUGGCGUUCCUGUCGUCAAUAAGGAAGCAAUUCUAGCAGCUUUAAAAUCAUGUUACAAAGACAAUUUGAAAGGAGCUCAUGUUCGUAAUGUCGCAGAAGUAGAAGAACCUUUUCCUGGUAUUCCUGCUUCUGCAAUAGGGCAAUGUGGUCCUAAACUAAAUCGUUUACAAUCUCAAUUGAAAACAGUUUAUUUAGCAGGACAAAUUAUGCGAAAUUACAUGUUAUCUGAAGGUUUUACGUAUGAUUAUGUUCUUCGUUUACGUCCCGAUACAGAUGCAUGGGGAACUAUUCCUGAUCUACCAAUUUUUAGUGCCGCUGAUAAUGAAGCAACAAUUUAUUUACCUCAUCCUUUUAGAGAACAUUAUUAUUGGUGUGCACAUCAUGAUGGACGAAUACGUACGGGAAUUACGGAUCAACUUGCUUACGGAACUCUAUCAGCUAUGCAAACUUACUUAAAUAUGUACUUAGAAUAUGCUGAUAUGGUUCGAAUAGUAACUGGACAUUAUACAGAUGUAUGGAAGAAAGCUAAACACAAUAUAAUGGGAUGUGAAGGCACUGUAGGUGAAAAUGGUUGUGAUAGACCUAAUGCGGAUAAUUGUGCUAUUGAAUGUACUGUAAGUUAUUAUCUAGUUUUACAUGGUUUAGAACCAGAAAUUUUAUGGACUUGGCAACAAAAUGUAUUAAGAGUAGGUGGUGCACAUAGCAAAGAUUGUGGCAGACCUUUUAACUGUUAA